This is a messenger RNA of Hyaloperonospora brassicae, 1443 nucleotides long. NCBI's taxonomy places the organism in Eukaryota, Oomycota, Peronosporomycetes, Peronosporales, Peronosporaceae. The record is from the annotation of a GenBank genome assembly.
AUGGCUACACAUCCAGCGCCAGUCGACGACGACGCAACGGCCAAUGGCUUCAGCGGCUCCACGUCGUUCGCCGAACUGGGCGUCGAUCCGUCCAUCUGUGAGGCCAUUGCCGCGGUCGGGUGGUCCACGCCCAGCAAGAUCCAGCAACAAGCGAUUCCGUACGGGCUGAAAGGCCACGACAUUAUUGGACUGGCCGAAACGGGUUCAGGCAAAACGGGUGCGUUUGUGAUCCCGAUCUUGCAAAGUCUGUUGCAGAACCCGCAGCGGCUCUACGCACUCGUACUGGCACCGACGCGGGAAUUGGCCUACCAGAUCGGCGAGCAGUUUGAAGCGCUGGGCGCGUCCAUUGGUCUCAAAUGUACCUGUGUCGUUGGGGGCAUUGACAUGAUGCAGCAGCAGGUUGCGCUGGCGCGGAAGCCACACGUGGUGAUUGCCACGCCCGGACGGCUCGUGGACCACUUGGAAAACACCAAGGGCUUUAGUCUCCGCACGAUGCAGUGUCUUGUGCUGGACGAAGCCGAUCGGAUGCUGAGCAUGGACUUUGAAGAAGAGAUCAAUCAGAUUGUCCAGCUCAUGCCGAGCGACCGCACGACGUACUUGUUCUCUGCCACGAUGACGUCGAAAGUACGGAAGCUGCAGCGCGCGUCGCUGAAAGACCCGAUCAAAGUGGAAGUUACCCACAAAUUCGCGACGCCCGAGGCGCUGAAACAGCACUACCUCUUUAUUCCAGCCAAGUUCAAGGACUGCUACUUGGCGUACGUCUUGAAUGAAGUGGCAGGCCAGUCGGUGCUCAUUUUUGCCAGCACGUGCAACGGUACGCAGAAAGUGACGCUCAUGCUGCGCAACUUGGGCUUCCAAGCUAUUUGCCUGCACGGCCAAAUGCCGCAGCCCAGUCGUCUCGGCGCUCUGAAUCGAUUCAAAGCCAAAGCGAGAAAUGUGCUCGUGUGCACGGAUGUAGCGUCUCGAGGGCUGGACAUCCCGAGCGUUGACGUUGUCAUUAACUAUGAUAUCCCGACGCAUGGCAAGGACUACAUUCACCGAGUGGGGCGCACGGCCCGUGCUGGUCGAGCUGGUGUCGCGAUUUCCUUCGUCACGCAAUACGACGUUGAACUGUACCAGCGGAUUGAGCAUUUACUUGGCACGAAGCUCGACGCUUAUCCGUGCGAAGAAGAGACCGUGUUGGUCAUGUCCGAGCGCGUGAAUGAGGCGCAACGUAUUGCUACGAUUGAGAUGAAGGAUGCAGUUGCAAAUGGCACGGGUGCAAAGCGUGGACGGUAUGCACGGGACCUCGAAGACGGUGAGGACGGCGAAGGAAGUGAUAAACGAUACAAAUCGACGAGUCGUGUGCAGAAAGGAGGCCGAGGUGCAGGCCGUGGCCGUGGUGGAGGUCGUGGCCGUGGGGGACGCAGUGGCGGUCGAGGUGGUCAUAGUAAACGGAGUUAG